GAAGAACUAUUCUCCAAGACCGACCCGGCAAUAGACGGAGAAGAUUGCGAGCAUGACUGCGAAAACUGCAGCGUGUCGCUGCCCGCCAAAUUCAAAAUCAACGAGGACAUGGAACUCUACGGCAACCUAAAACCGUGGAAUAGACAUAUAUUGGUGGCUACGGGGAAGAGCGAUUGGAAACACGAUGUCGCGGAUGAGACGGAUUCCAUCAUGCAGGCGAUCGCCAAAUCGGAUGAGAAGGUGACGGACGGGCGACUGAUAGUGUCUGCCUCCAACAUGCCCGCCUCCUUGUCCAACGACACGACGACCGUGCUCCUACUCCCAUCUUUCACCAUCAUCGAUAAUGUGGUCCCGUCCAACACCUCCACCCUCAUCUCGCAGCACAUCAACACUGCACUAACCAACUCAACCCCUCUCACAACGAAACGAGAAACCCCCAGUCCUUCUCCAGCGCCAGAACUCCAGAAGACCCUGAGCAAACAAGAAUCCCUAUCAUCGCAACCUUCCAGUGAGAAGGCCCCCCACCUGCUUCCCCGCCCCUGCCCCCACAAAUACAUCAUCCUCCUCUGCAGCCACCGCACCCGUGACGCGCGCUGCGGCCAGUCCGCCCCCCUCCUGUACAAAGAAUUCGCCCGGCACCUCCGCACGCACGGCCUCUUCCGGGACAUAGACGACGAACGGCCAGGCGGGGCGGGGGUGUACUUCGUGUCGCAUUUCGGCGGGCACAAGUUUGCGGCCAACGUGGUCAUCUACCGGCGGGGUGAGGCGGAGGGGGAUGGGGCGACGCAGUGUAUUUGGUUGGGGAGGGUGCGGCCGGAGGAUUGUGAGAAUAUCGUGAGGUAUUCGGUUUUGAAGGGGAAGGUGGUGAAGCCCGAGCGACAGUUAAGGGGGGGUUUUGAUCGGGAGAAGGGGGUGGUUAGUUGGUGA
Molecule: messenger RNA, 927 nt
Organism: Eremomyces bilateralis CBS 781.70
Lineage: Eukaryota; Fungi; Ascomycota; Dothideomycetes; Eremomycetales; Eremomycetaceae
Product: Sucraseferredoxin-like protein
Exons: 2
Source: RefSeq, a predicted model, not a curated record